Messenger RNA from Daktulosphaira vitifoliae (grape phylloxera), 1067 nucleotides. It is a transcript of the gene Lsm11, whose product is annotated as U7 snRNA-associated Sm-like protein LSm11. Gene Ontology annotation, molecular function: U7 snRNA binding. Gene Ontology annotation, biological process: mRNA 3'-end processing by stem-loop binding and cleavage. The coding region runs from base 220 to 885 and encodes 221 amino acids. NCBI's taxonomy places the organism in Eukaryota, Metazoa, Arthropoda, Insecta, Hemiptera, Phylloxeridae. The transcript has 4 exons. The record is from RefSeq and is a predicted model, not a curated record. Gene Ontology annotation, cellular component: U7 snRNP.
AUUUUAUAUUUUUUGUAAUUGCAAUUACUUAAUGUAAUUUUCAAUAAGUAUAAUAUAUAAUUUAUAAUAAAUUUAACUUCUUGAUACCAAACAAAUAGUUUAUAAGUACUUGUUAAAAUUUAUUUCUUAUUAAAUAAAAUCUGAAUAUUAAAGUGAAAAUUUUCUAUUUAACUAUAUAGUUUAACUGUAGAAUAUUAAAGUUUAAACAUAUAAGACGGAAUGUCCUCUGGAAGUGAUGAUGCAGAACUUGAUAUGUUGUCUCCAUUAUUUAAUCCAAUUAAAGCAUUAUAUUCAAGUGAAGUAAAGGUGCCCAGUACAAUAGCACCAAUUUAUGAUAACAUAUCAAAGUUUGAAUUAACUCCUACUGGAGAAGUCCACAUAAAGCCACAAAGACCAAGGAAACAAGAUGAACAUGAUGUUAAAGAAAUAAUGGAAAGAGAUCUUAGCAAUGUUGCUGGAACGUCUCAACUUUCUCAAAAUGACCGUAUAGUAAAGCGUAGGCGAACAGUUUUGGUACGCAUGUCUGAAAUAACUAAAUCUAAAGGACCAUUAUCUCGCAUAGCAAAUCUUUGUUAUAGAAGACAGCGAGCCAAAGUCUAUACACGAUCUGCUGCUUCAGUUCGAGGUUAUUGUGAAGGAUAUAUUAUUGCCUUUGAUAAACAUUGGAAUUUAGUAAUGGACAAUGUUGUUGAAACAUGGACGAGAAAAAAUAAAGUCAAAUCUUUAGCUAUAGGUAAUAUGGUCCAAUUGGACGAAGCCCCUAAACCGUACAACGUAGUCAAACGAAUACGAGGGCGACAUGUGUGUCGAAGACAGGUACCCAGGCUGAUGAUUAGAGGCGAACAAAUAGUUUUGGUUGCCAAAAGCAAUCCAUUGCUGAGCUAACAGUUAAUUGAAUAUUGUGUUAUUUUAUAAAAUGUGAUGACUUAAAGAAGAACGCAGCUAUAAAUUGAAAGUUGUUGCGCUCCAAAUGUAAAUAAAUUUAUUAUUACAUUACUAAAUUAGUCAAAUGUUUUACUAUCAUUUUGUAUGGUAUGAAUAAUUUUUUCCUAUACAUCACAAGUAUA